AUGUCUUUCAUCAAACUCAUUCUUUUUGCAACUUUCUUCCUCUCAUUUACAUUCUCUCACGCUCAUCCUCCACGCUUCAACUUUGGCUGGGGUGGUGGUCAUCAUCAUGGUGGAAUGUCCUUUGGUCUUUCUCCUCAAUUCUAUCAGUUUUCAUGUCCUCAAGCUAAUGACAUUGUCAUGUCAGUCUUGGAGAAGUCCAUUGCCAAAGAUAUCAGAAUCGCCGCUUCUCUUCUUCGACUUCACUUCCACGAUUGCUUCGUCCAGGGUUGUGACGCGUCGGUUUUGUUGGACGAUAGUGCGACGGUUGCUAGUGAAAAAAAUGGCGGGCCUAAUAAAAAUUCGCUCCGAGGUUUUCAAGUGAUUGAUGAGAUCAAAUCUAAAUUGGAACAAACAUGUCCUCAUACAGUCUCUUGUGCAGACAUUGUUGCACUUGCUGCUAGAGGAUCCACUGUCCUUAGUGGAGGACCUAAUUGGGAGCUACCAUUAGGAAGGAGAGACUCAAAAACCGCCAGCCUAAGGGGUUCAAACAAAAACAUCCCUCCACCAAAUGCUACCAUUGAAGGACUCUUAACAUUUUUCAAGCGUCAAGGUCUUGAUGAAGUAGACCUUGUUGCUCUUUCAGGUGCACAUACAAUUGGUGUAGCAAAAUGUGCAACAUUCAAGCAAAGACUAUACAACCAAAAUGGAAACAACCAACCAGAUGAAAAUCUAGAGAAAACAUUUUACUUUGGUUUGAAAACAAUGUGUCCGAAAUCAGGUGGUGACAACAUCAUUUCUCCUUUGGAUUUUGGUUCUCCAAGAAUGUUUGAUAACACAUAUUACAAACUCUUACUUAGAGGAAAAGGAUUACUUAAUUCAGAUGAAGUGCUUGUCACCGGAAAUGUUAGAGAAACUCAUGAAUUGGUGAAGAAAUAUGCACAAGAUGAGAGUCUCUUCUUUGAACAAUUUGCAUUGUCGAUGAUCAAGUUGGGAAAUCUUCGUCCUCUUACUGGAUUUAAUGGUGAAGUUCGAAAGAAUUGUCGCCGAGUUAAUUAA
Messenger RNA from Lathyrus sativus (Indian pea), 1035 nucleotides. NCBI's taxonomy places the organism in Eukaryota, Viridiplantae, Streptophyta, Magnoliopsida, Fabales, Fabaceae. The record is from the annotation of a GenBank genome assembly.